Clupea harengus (Atlantic herring) is the source of this 5210-nucleotide messenger RNA. RefSeq names its product PHD finger protein 13 (gene phf13). Gene Ontology annotation, cellular component: nucleus. Lineage: Eukaryota; Metazoa; Chordata; Actinopteri; Clupeiformes; Clupeidae. The record is from RefSeq and is a predicted model, not a curated record. Gene Ontology annotation, biological process: mitotic chromosome condensation. Gene Ontology annotation, molecular function: chromatin binding.
ACAAGCAGCAAGCAGCAAAACAGACUAAGUUAUCUCGAUAGUUGGUGUCAGUUAGCGAGUCAGUAGCAUAGUGUCGUUAAACGUCGGCAUACCAGCUCCAUCGCAGUCAGCCAACUUCACAACUCUCUUGUUUCCAUUGCCUGUAUCUUCAUCGUGAAUCAAGAAAUGGAGAGCGUCACCCCUUCGUCCAUCUUUGAAUCUCAGGUAAGUGGCUAAGGCUAACCUCGAAAACACCGAGGGAGAACCCAGAGAACGUUAUUUGUAAUAUUAGCCAGCUAACAGCGUACCGGCCAUCAGUUUUAUUUAUCAACGCCAACGUUAUGGACAGUAAAUUGUGCUAGACAAUACUGUCGAGUCUGUAGAAGUAGCAAUAAUAAGAUUCAUUAUUCAAAUUAGUCUGCAUUAACGUUUAACCCAGCAACCUGUUAAACAACAGGCUAGCUUGUGGUGUCAUAGCCAGUGUUAGGUAGCAAAUAUAGCAUGUGGUGUGAACUCGACUUAAAUGUUUUGUGCGUGUGUUCGAAAUGUCCUACUGAUUAAUACAUACUGCAUACUGGACAAGUCUAUACUAUGUACUACACACUACGCCUUACUUAGGUAAAUAUACAGUGUAGUAGGCAAGUAUAACACCUAUCAUUUAGUAUACUUCAGUCACAUGACCAAAACAUUCUAAAAGGUAACGGUCAGGUAUUUAGCAGGUCAGGUAUUCAACCACUGCACCAGAGCUUUUACCUCAGUGGUGUUAUCAAAAGGAAAGCCUUGUUGAAUUUAAUGUAAUACUUUAUAAUUUCUCCAUUUUUGCAAGUUCCAGUUUUAAACAAAAAAUCCCUAUGAGGGGUUUUGGAAAAUUGACAAAAUAAUGCCCAUGGUAGAUAAAUAACUGUUUGAGAGACCCUGCAUUUGAUUCUGUUCAAUAAAUGUGUGUGUAUGUAAUCUCUGUACAGACUGUAGACCCAUUUUAUCUCUUAAGAUAUAUAAUCAGAUGUUUUAGGUGGUAGAGCUGUAACGCUAAGUUUCAUAAGAAACUGCAUGGUGUGAAUUAUGAGUUGUCUGUAACCUUGGAUACCACUCUAGGGUCCCACAUACUGCUUGAGGCAAGUGACACCAUGUAGUCCUUUUUAUUUAAAUUUUUAUUUUUUGCUUUAGCAUAUUGGUAGCAAGAUCUUAUAGACAACAGUUACAAAAGACUGACUGAUGAGUACAUUUUAACUCCCAACAGUUUUCUUAGAUUUUCUGCAGGCGUUGUUUUGCACACCACUUAUUUGCUCUGAUUGUGUGAAAACCCACUCAUUUUGCCAGGAAGUGUUAAAAUUCUAACACUUAAAAACUACAAACUUUGCAUCGACUUGCAUACUCUAUGCAGUAUUGAGUUUCGAACACAGCAAUUGGCUUCUGAUCACUGCGGUUCUUUUGGACUGUUUGCAGUCAAGGUCAUUAAUGCUUUAACAGUUAGCUUGCUAACUAGUCUAUUUAGCCACUGUAACUUGCUUGCUCACCAGGCUCUGUCAAUAUGUGCAUCAUCUAACGUUAGUAGUAGACUAGUCAGUCCAGUCAGCAACCUCAGUUAAGCCCGCUAUUGCUAAUUGUGUUAGCCCACCACAGAAGCAGCACAUUUUACUAUAAAGGUAUAUAACACUCACAAUACAGUAUACGUUGUAAUAUAGUUUGACAUUGUUUGUUGAUACAAUACAUGCAGAUGUUAAUUUGAUCAUUGUUAACUAGCUUAGCUAGCAAAGAUAUUCAAUGUAACAUUACUAAUGUUAUAUUAUUGCGCCAUUUUCUGUUCACUGCUGCAAACAACAAUAUUUACUGGUAGAUUUCAGUCAGUGCAUCAGUUGGCUCAUCUGUAAUGUGGAGUUACUUGGAUCGACGAUGGAUCGUCCUCUGGGCAUGCUUGAUUUGUCUGCCCAGGCAUAACGUUAUGAAUACACGUUUCUAAAAUUGUAUUCUUGUUCAUUUGUUGGUGCUGUUCAACAUGUAAUUACAUCGUGCACAUCGGUUGAUUGUCUUUGUUCCAGGGAUUCAGUCCAACUUCUAGAAGACAGCGUACAGUCGAAGACUUCAACAAGUUUUGUACUUUUGUGCUGGCCUAUGCUGGGUACAUUCCUUACCCACAAGAGAGAUGGUGGUGGCACCUCAGGCAGUCGCUGCCUGUGUUCCCCCCCAGCUGCCCCGCCACUGCUCAUCCUCCUCCUCCUCAUCUUCCUCCUCUGCGACCCGGAGGGCCCCCCUAAACCAAACCCUCAGUCCUCGGGAGGCCUCCCUAAGGAGCAGCUCCAGCCCGCCCAACAGCACCGGCAGCACAGCUGACAGCGACGGCUGGGACUCGCAACGCCUCAGCAGCUCUUUCCCCUCCUCAAGCCUUGCCCAGCCCUGCCCGUCCAGUGGCCGCAGGAGCUUUGGAGGUUUCAAGCGUGGACCAGAGACCAGAGUUCAAGAUGGCUCCCAGCUCCGCAAGCGCCCCAAGUCGGCCGGCCUGCUCCUGGAGAGCCGGAGGAAGACGGACACGCUGCUGAAGAAGAAAAAGCAGAAGAAGAAGAAGCUGAGGAAGAGUCUGGGUGACGACAAGCCAAGCGGUGUGGGAGAGGCGGUCCGCUCUCCAUCUAAGCUCACGCUGAGCUUUGAACAAGCCAUCAAAGAGGAGCCAGAGGAUUAUCUCUGUUUCCCCAUACCCACUGCCUCGCCUGCACAUACUCAGUCACCAGACCACCAGCUAAGUGGCAGUCCAUCUCCGCGCAAGAAAGACCUUUUUGUCUGCAAGCAGGAGCCAGACUCUGCUCAGUGCUCUCCAUCCUCAGACAGGAAGGAGAGUCCAGAAGUAGACGCCAGGUCCAGGUUCUCCGAUGGGGAGGCAGCGGUGGUGAAGUUGGAGGGGCUCCCUGGAACCAGGUCUGUGUUUCGUAAGGGGAAGCAGGUAGUCUUCCGGGACGAGGAUGGCUCAGAUGAUGACGAGGACAUAAUGGUGGACUCAGAUGAUGACUCGUGGGAUCUGGUUACAUGCUUCUGCAUGAAGCCUUUUGCUGGGCGGGCCAUGAUCGAGUGCAACCACUGCAACACCUGGAUCCACCUGUCCUGUGCCAAGAUCCGCAAGACCAACGUGCCCGAGUCGUACAUCUGCCAGUGCUGCAAAGACACCCAGUUUGACAUACGGCGCUCCAACCGAUCGCGGGUGGGCUCCAGGAAGCACCUGUUGGACUGAAGCCCUUCCUGCCCUUUGACACAGACUCUAGUCUCACUGUUGCCCCUGUUCAUAAGCCCUGUAUGUGAACAGCCCCCCCCCCCCCCCCCCCCCUCAAACCUGCACACUAACUCAGCCCAACUUCACUGUCUUUUUGUGCAGAGCAGUGCAGAGAAGGGGACAAGACCACUUGUGACACACACCCCCCAUGUCACACUCAGCAUGAGCGAGGAGUACGAUCUCUGCAUGACACAAUUUAGAGGUACACUCUUUAAAGGGGAAAUGGUACCGUGCUGAAAAGUAGGGCUUACUAGGACAUGGAUCAGGCACAGUGGGAUGCUGGCAGAGACUUGCACUUUUAAAAUAGUUUCAGUAGGGUUUGCCAACCGUUAUUGGAAUUAAGAGAUGGAAAGGUAUAUACGACACAAAAAUCUUCUAUAGAUAUCCUGAAACAAAAGUUUUUCUUUUUGAUUGUUUGUUCUGCUGCCCUUGGUGCGUAUCCUGUAUUUUUGCUGUUCCUCUUGAAAGCUAUUUUAUUUCUAGGUUUUGACAUUACUCAUUUUUUGUUUAAAUAUGUUGUUUUUGUAAUGUAUCUAUAAAUGUUCAAAAGCAUCAAGUGGUUUCAUUCAGGUGUUCAAGAGUCCUGAAAUGGUUUUGAUUUUUUUUUGUUUGUUUGUGUGAAGUACUUUAUAUGCUGAAGAUGGUCAUUUGUUUCCCACAAAAGGUAAUGAUAGCUUCAGCGUUAGAUGUGGGAUUCUGUGUCUGCUUGUCUUAAACACUUUUUGUUAAGUUCUACUCAGCCUUUUGUUAAGUAUUCAAAUGUUUAGUGUUGACUAAAUACAGUAUCCAAAUGAUGUUGUGUAAUGAGAGAUUGCCAGGUUCAUUGGUGCUCUAAUGGAAAUUAAGUUUGUUGUAGAUUUGAGAUUCUUCCUUUAAAACUGUUGAAAUGGUGUCUGACGACCGAAGUUAAUUGAUAUUGGUGGUUCAGACUGGCGGAUGUGAAAGUGUGAUUCAAUUUUUGAAACCGCUCUUACUGCCCAUGUUGUCAUGCACACUGUAAAUAGUACUCUUAUGCCAAAGUGAUCUUUCAACAGGAACCCAAUGACCGUCAUUUAAUUAUGUGGGUUGGUGUUUUCUAACUAUUGAUAUUACUGUUAGCAGAAUUUCGGGUGGUGGCUUUUGUUGUCAUUUGCACCGAGAACAUGUGUGUUUCCGUCAAGUAUCUCCAUCAUUGAAAAGUUCUGGGAAGUUGUUUUUAGACCUUUUUUGAACUGUUGUUUUUUUUCCCUUGUUUCCAGUUGUUGCACUGAUUGAACAGUCCUUUCAUCUAACGACAGGUGCCUCGGUCAUUUGGUGAAUAAUGGUUGUACUUACCAUCAUAUUUCAAGAAACAAACAGAAAGAGAUCAUUCUUAACUUUUGGAAAGUAUUUUACUUAGUCAACAUAGUCUUACAUUGUCAUUUAUGAAGACUGUCAUUUCCAGAGAGUUGGGAAAUGGGCAAUUGUGUUGUAUUUGCCACAGAAGCUCAAACACCACAGAAAGUCAUCAGUGUUGAUACAAACUUGGUCAUAUUUUUUUUUAAGCUUUAAAUCGGCAUCAGGUGUGUUUUUCUUUUUGGAGGAGACAAGCUGUAAUCACUCAUUCAUAUGGUGUUUUAAAUGGCAAACUCUGCGUAUAUAUCCCUUUUAAUGGUAUGCGUAUGCUAGAACUUAAGCAAUGUACAGUUUCCAUGCAGCAAGUAAUGGUCACAGUGAUUUAACAAGUUCAGACACAGGGCUUUGGGCUCAAAGUUAGUUUUCCUUUUUGUUUGGUGUGGUGCGUGCUUUAUUCCUACCCUCCAGUCGAUCUGCAGUUUUUUUUUUGGAAAGGUUGGGUUCUUGCCUGGGGUUCCCACAGUUGGGAGGGGGAGCGUUGGGAACAUGUCAGUGAUGGAAGCUGUUUCUGUGAAACUCUACUGUUAUAAAGCAAAGCUCUUGAUUUGAAAUGCUGAGAUAAAAAGAUGUGGGGCCCAAAAGCCCUCUUAUGGAUAUA